GCCGGCUGAUCACUGUCUUGCUUGUCGUCGUCUUGUCUGACAGUAUUGAACGAAAGGGGUAUCGAGUAUAACCUAGCAGAUUCUUAUCAUUUUUCGGUUAUUGUGAGUUAAAGGUUGAAAAGAUGGAUGGGAUAUCCACUUACAACAAUUUCUUAGCGUUACACAAACCCCAACUAGUGCUAUCUGGAGUACCUGAACAUUUUUGGCCAUCAGUAUGUAAGAAAAUCACUGACCAAAUAUUUGAUGCUGGUUUAACAUUUCAACUCGUACAAAUAGAUUAUGAAGGCACUGAAAAAAUGCCUUAUGAUCCUUUAUGGAGUGUGAUAGCCAUUCGGGAUAUAGAGUGCUCAGAUGCUAGCCAUAUAUACUUAAUUGACCAUGCAUGGACGUUCAAGGCGAAUAGUAUUAGAAAUAAUUUAAGAGUUGUGCCGGGGCUUUUGGAAAGAAUGUGCAGUAUGAUGCUUAUAUCGGCAAAUUCAACGGAGGAACAAAUCGAAGAGGUCUCUAAGGCUAUGUGGAAGUAUGCACAUACUUAUGCAAUUGGAGGGAGUGACUUUUCAAUUGAAGACAGGGUUCCAGUCUGGUAUGUUUUGGAUGAACUGGGUUCUGGUAUUACCCACUCUGAUACUCCCAAUUUUCGUGCAGUGCCUUUUAUAUAUGUGCCUGAGCAAUUAACUUAUACUUUACUUUUUCCAAUUAAGGAUAUAGAAGAAGGUGAUAUGGUUACAAGGAAUUUUGUGGAGGGUCAUUACUCUGAUCCCAUGCAGAAAGAAGCUAUGCUUAUUCCCUGGAAACACUAUGAUUACUUUGGGGAAGAUUUUGCCCAAGUGGAGCCAAGCUCAAAAUAUUUUCUGGAGGGUCACAUAGUGGAAACACUUCCAGAGCUAGAAUUGUUAAAAGAAAGAGAUACUCCUUCUAAGCUGAAAGUAUUCUCAGAGUACAGAUACAUAAAUGAAUAUUUGACAGCUCCUGAGUUUGAGAUAGUUGAUAAUGAAAAUGAUGCAGAUGUAUUGUGGUACUUGAAUCAUUUUAAAGAAUUUCAGGAUUUGAGUGUCCAAUCACCACACAAAUUCGUUAAUCAGUUCCCUUUUGAAUAUGUUAUGACAAUAAAGGAUCUGUUGGCAGUUAUUGCAAGAAGGACUUCUGAAAAAUAUUCUAAAGAUUGCAAUUCUCUAGAGACAUAUCCAGUUUGGUUGCCUACUACUUUUAAUAUGAAAACUGAAUUACCAAAACUUGUAGCUUAUUAUAUGCAAAGGAAAAAAGCUGGAUUAGAUAAUCACUGGAUCUGCAAGCCAUAUAAUCUAGCAAGAGGCCUAGACACCUACAUCAGUGAUAAUUUAGAUUUUCUUUGCAGGUUACCUCUGACAGGACCCAAAAUUGCUCAGAAAUACAUUGAUAAUCCUGUUCUUUUUGAAAGGCCAGAUGUAGGUCAGGUGAAAUUUGACAUACGCUAUGUUAUUCUUUUGAAUUCUGUUAAUCCAACAGAAGUUUAUGUGUACAACAACUUCUUCCUCAGGUUUGCUAAUAAACCAUUCUCUUUAGACAACUUUGAGGAAUAUGAAAAACACUUCACUGUUAUGAACUACAGUGAGAGUGCACCACUUUUUAAAUUGUUAUGUGCAGACUUCAAAGAGGCGUGGUCCAGGCAGUUUGCCAAUUAUGAUUGGGCAGAUGUUGAAAAAUCAAUAUUUGAGAUGAUUGCAGAGUUGUUCACUGCAGCUACGUCUAAGGCGCCUCCAUGUGGAAUAGCAAAGAGCCCACAAUCUAGGGCUCUGUAUGCUGCUGAUAUCAUGCUAAGUUGGAGAAACAAGGGUAGUGAAAAAGUCAUUCAGCCCAUAUUCUUAGAGAUGAAUUGGAUGCCAGACUGCCGGCGCGCGUGCGAGUACUACCCCGACUUCUAUAACGAUAUUUUCUCUGUCAUGUUCUUGAACAAAGAAGUUGACACAUGUACGAAAGUAAUGUAAGCUUUAAGCAAUAUUUACAAAUUCAGCUUUUUUACGCAUUUACUGUUUAUUAUAUUUACACAUUUGUUACUCACAUAAUAAAACUAUUAAAGCCUGA
Helicoverpa armigera (cotton bollworm) is the source of this 2061-nucleotide messenger RNA. It is a transcript of the gene TTLL12, whose product is annotated as tubulin--tyrosine ligase-like protein 12. Gene Ontology annotation, cellular component: cytoplasm. Gene Ontology annotation, biological process: protein modification process. The record is from RefSeq and is a predicted model, not a curated record. The transcript has a single exon. The coding region runs from base 123 to 1964 and encodes 613 amino acids. NCBI's taxonomy places the organism in Eukaryota, Metazoa, Arthropoda, Insecta, Lepidoptera, Noctuidae.